Messenger RNA from Paramecium tetraurelia, 7242 nucleotides. RefSeq lists its product as uncharacterized. Lineage: Eukaryota; Ciliophora; Oligohymenophorea; Peniculida; Parameciidae. Gene Ontology annotation, biological process: intracellular signal transduction; adenylate cyclase-activating G protein-coupled receptor signaling pathway; cyclic nucleotide biosynthetic process. Gene Ontology annotation, molecular function: adenylate cyclase activity. The transcript has 4 exons. The record is from RefSeq and is a predicted model, not a curated record.
AUGGGUCUUUUGAGAAGAUUGUCUUAAAUAUUCAAAUCAGAAGCUCCUUAGACUAAUAAUGAUCAUUUGCAUGAGAAUUAACAGUACUCAAAGAAGAUUGUACUGGAAAAUGGGGAGAGUGUAAAUGUCAGAGGAAAUGAAAAUCAAUUUAAUUUAGUAAAAACUAGUAGAUACACAUUAACAAAUUGUUUAUACGUCUUGAUAAUUAAAUUUUUUAAGCGAUUUCUAAAUUUGUACUUAUUUGUCAUCAACAUGAUAUAAUUAGACUAUAAUUAUCUAAUUUCACUUCUGUUAACAUUUACUAUGCAUAUGAUCAUUGAAUUGUACUUUGACUCUUAAAAACGAGAGCGUGAUGAAAAAACAAACUCUCGCUAAGCCACUGUGUUUGCUGACUUAAAAAAAAGUGUAUUAAAUGUGGCUUCUUCAAAAUUAAUUAAAUAAGGAGGAAGGAAAUCCAUUAAUCAAAAUAUAGUUGAACAUGAAAACUUGGUUAAUAACAAUAAUUACCAGAAGGACAUUUGUAUGAGAAAGGUUAGUAUAGAUACAGUCCCUGGAAGAUAGGACAAAUAAACUAGAAUUCCUCUAUUUACAAUGAAGAGAUGGGAUUAACUUCAGGUUGGAGAUAUCAUUUAUUUAAAAAAUAAUGAAAUAUGUCCAGCUGACGUAUUAAUUCUGGAUAUGGGUUAAUCUGCUAGCAUGGCUAGUAAUACUGUAAUGAGUGGCAAUACCAAUGAAGUUAGAAAAAGAGCAUGCCCUUUAACCACUAUAUCCAAAGAACAUAAUGUUUAGUUACUUGAUUAUCGCACUAUUUUGAAUGGUGUUAUAAGAUACGAUCAAACUGACUCUGAUUAAUAUUAUAAAGGUAUGGUAAAAUUGAAGAAGGAUCCCAAGCCAUUGGAAAUAAACAAAGAAAACAUCUUCUUCAGAGAGCAAUUACUCCUAAAUGACUUGUACUUGUUUGGAGUCAUUCUCUCUGUUGGUCUUGAUUGCAGAUGCUAUAAGUCAUUUAAACAUGUUGAAAAAUAUGGCUACUUUGAAUAAAAAGCGAAUUUAUACUUCUUUAUAGCCAUACUCUCUUUAGUGUUGCUAAGUGUAAUUUAAUACACUAUUGAAUAUUAUGGUGAACUUAAUUACCUUAUUGAAUUUCCAUUGAUCAAAUAUUCAAACUUAUUGCCUUUGUAUUUCUAUUUUCUGAUUGACCUACUCUACUUUACAUAAAUGUUGUACAGCAAUUACUAAUUCCAAAAGGAGAAGGGAAUCUCUAAACAUUCACGCCAAGAUUACAACCCCUUAUAAGAUAAUUAUCACAAGAAUUUAAAGCAUUUGCAAAUAAAUUAUUCCCCAAUUUCCAAUUUAUCAUUGAUCAACCAUGUUUUGAUAGAUAAAACUGGAACUCUGACAACUCCUUCUUUCAAGAUCAAAUGGAUUUUCAUCUUUGAUUCCCUCUAUAAAUUAAGAUAUAGAUCAUUUGCAGAAAAGGAAUUUCAAAAUGCCAUUUAAUAGACUAAAAUGAGACAGGAAUUAAAUUAACCAAUAGAUGAGAGAGCAGAACCUGAAUCCUCUCCAGUGAUCAAGUGUAAUAAUGAGGAGGUGAAUUUCAAAUUGGAAGACUUAGAUGAUGAUCAUCCACCAUAUGAUGAAUUACAUCGGACUUAGCCUCCAAGAUUCAGACCAGAAUCUCAAAUAAGCAGUCAAUUUGAUUAAAGUGCAGAGGGAGCAUAAAUCUAAAAGCAGUCUCAGCCAAGAGGUAGCAGUUUAAUUGUUAACAGCCAACAUGAAAGCAAAAGAUAGUUGACUUUACAAAGAGGGAGCUAGAAGUUUCAUGCUCCUAGAAUCCCAUCAAAUUUAGAAAUAGUUUCAGAAGUCGAGUUUUCUGGUAAUGAAAUCACUUUGAUAAGGAGAAUUCAGGACAAUGAAUUUAAGCCUCAUUAUUUUGAAGCAAUGUUUGCUUUAGUGUUAUGUCAGAAUACAAGAUCAUUAUAUUAGAAAAGUGAUGACUCGUUCUUUUAUGAAUAUAGUUCAGAGUUAGAUAAACAAUAAUUGCAUUUGUGCAAGCACUACGGUUUUAGAUUCAUUUGUAGAAGCAAAUACGAAAAUCAAAUCAGAUAUGUAAUUUAAGAUGGAGAAGAAAUUCAUCUAAUUGAUGUUAUGUCAUUACACUCAUUUAAUUCUAGGAAAUUCAGUAUCAUUAUCAGAUUGCAAGAGGAAUUAUGCAACAAGUUGGGUCUAGAAAAUGAUGAUUCUCAAUAUUUAUAAUAUUUAAGAGAUGACAGUUUAGAUAUGAUAGGUUGUUUAUCUUUGGAAAAGGAUUAAGUGGCCAAACUAGAUCUAAUGAUUAAGGAUAUACAAGUCUAAGGUAGCAGACCAGUGUUAUUUUAUAGAAGUUUAAUGACUGAAGUUUAGAUGUAAACUUUUAUUAAGGAAGCCAAUAAAUUACUGGAUAUUCAAUCAAACAAAAUUGAAUUCAUGCAUGAGUAUUAGUUUUUAAUGCAUGAAUUUGAAAGGAAUUGCGAUCUGGUAAGUGUGAUAGGAGUUCAAGAAAAGAUCAAUAAACAUGUGACUCCAACAUUAAAUGGGAUUAAAUAAUUAGGCAUCCCAUGUUGGUUGGUUAGUGGAGACAACUAUGAGAAGGUAUUGCCAAUAGCAUUUAGAGUCUAAUUGCUUAACUCAAAUGACACUGUUGUUCACAUCUAAGCGAAAACGCAAGAUGAAUUAUUCCUAUAAUUAAAGCAAUAGUUACAAAAUUUAAGUGGUUAAUUAAGAUCCCAUUCAAAUAAGAAGGAAUUAAGGCAUUCAGAUACUUUGAUUCACAAAAAAGGAUCAUUUACUUGUAGCCCUAGAUGGAUUUCAGGUGGAUAAAAAAAUCUACAUAUUCGAUAAUUUUAGAUUAUUAUAAAUGGGGAAUCUUUGGAAUAGAUCUUAAGAGAUGCUUAUUUGAAGAAACAUUUUUAAUUUCUAUUACAAUUUACAUCAAAUUUCAUUGGGUAUCGGAUGACACCAUAAUAAAAGUCAAUUUUGAUUAAAUUGUUAAGAGAUAGGAAGUUGAAUUAUAAAUUCAUAUUGUCAAUAGGAGAUAGUUUUAGUGAUAUCAAUUUAUUCAAUCAUUCAGAUUUUACAAUUUAGAUGCAAUCCCAAAGAUAGAUAUUUCCACAUGAUAAGAACAACUUCGAAGAACUCUAACAUGGAAGAGUAUCAAUAAAACAAUUGGAUUAGGAAUCACAAUUCUGUACCCACAAAUAAGAUCAUGGCUUUAUUGAACCCUUAUAUAACAAUGACGUCUAUAUAAAGGAGUUUGAAUUGAUCCACAGAAUGAUAGCGUUGGAUUCCAGAAGAUCUGCGUUGUAUUUUGAGAGAAUUCUUAUAUUUGCUUUAUUUAGAAGUUUUGCUAUAAUCUACUUGGUGUGUGUGACAUAACUGAUUCGAAAAUAACUUAAUGUGAUAUCCACAGAUUAUCUUAAAUUUCAUUCUAAUAUAUUUUUUCUACUCUCAAGUUCCUUUAUCAUAAGUGAGAUAAGUGAGAAGGUUGAACCUUGCAAUCAUAGUGAGUUCUUGUAUUUUGUAUUUAAAAAUAAUUAAUUAGAAUUAAACAACAAUAAAUUCGGUAAAUACAUAACACGAAUUACAUUAUUUCCAUUAAUCCAAGCAUUGCUGAUCAAUCUAUACACUGAAUAUACGGAUCUAUCAAUUCACGAUGGAUUUAUCAUGACCUCUACUGAGUUAGGAUCAGGCUUAUUUCUAUUAUUACUCAUUGUAGACACUAUAAAAUUGGUUUAGAGAAAAUAUAUCACUCAGAAAUAGUCUGUAUUCAACAUUGGCCUAACCUUUGGACUAUAUACUUUGAUUUCUCUUUAAUUCGAUUCAAUUUCCAUCAUCUAUAAAUGGGCAGCAUCAAUUUAAACCCUAUUUUCAUUCAUAUUCAUUGUAGCCAUCCACAUCAUUGUUAAUUUGGCACUCAAUUAUGUGAAUAGACCAUUCUUUAUGCCCCUCGUCAUACAGACAAGCAACGAGUAUGAUGAAAUCGUUAAAAUAUACAAUAAAAUCUCAGGGGAUGUAGCCAGAUAAAUUAAGUUACAUAGAGCUACUAUAGAGAAAAUAUCGUAUUAUGCGAGGAAACUCUUUCAUGGGGACGAAGACAUGGACCCAAUCAUAAAGCAGAUGUUGAGUGGAGCAUUUGCAGAUGAAACAGAAAACUCAAUCAACUCAGUCACUCUGAGAUUCAAAUCAUAGUUAUUAUAAAAUAAGUUUACAGAGGAUAAUCUCAUUUAUAUAGUUAGAACCUAUAGAAUUAUAGUUGCAAUUACAUUUUUAUUCUAUGAGAUAGCUAUUUAUACGAUUAUAAUAUUAACAAUGGAUAAUUUCAACUUCACUUAUUGGACUGAUUACUUUUAUGUUUCAAUGUUCGGAGUGCUACUGUUGCUCGUAUUAUUUUGUUGGUCUCGCUACUACAAAGUGUAUUUCUUUGAAGUCAACUUCAUCAUAUUGUUUAUUAGAUGUUCCUCGAUUAUCAUUUGGCUCUUCAAUCAAGAUUAAUCUGUAGGAGAGAUGAACCUGAACAUGUUACAAUUAAGUUUAUCAGUCAAUAUAUAUCAUUAUCAAGAAUAGCCACUCAUCAGUUAAGUGUUCUCUGCCAUUUAUGUGAUCAUAUAUCUAAUCAAGAAAUCUGAUGAGGAUGAUGUCUAUAUUCUGAUCAACCAAUACGUCAUGAGCAUUGCAUCAUUGUUCCUCUUGGUUGUAACAUUCAGAAGAAUCAUUCACAUAUUUUUGGAAGUCUUUCUAGGCAGGAUUAAUAUGAACAAGGAGAAUUAAAUAAUGAGUGACAUUCUCUCUAUUCUACUCCCUCAAUUUAUCAGGGAUCGUAUCAAUAAAGCUGGUCAAUAUGAUAUUCAGGAAGAUUAAGGUAUGGUGGCUGUUUUGUUUUGUGACAUCAUCGAUUUUGAUCAACUAAUAAAGAAUGAACAAUCCAAUGUGGUUGAUAUAUUAGACAAGUUAUUUAGAAGAUUUGAUUUACUUUGCUAACAACAUGAAGUCUAAAAAAUUGAGACUGUGGGCAAAACCUACAUGGCUGCAGCAGGACUCAAAAUUCAUAUGAGUUAGAAAUCUAAUCCAGUUAAUAAAGUGAUCUCUUUGGCAUUAGAUAUGAAACGACAUGUUAUGUCAAAUGAAGUAUUUUAAAUUAAGAUUGGUAUUCAUUAUGGGAAUGUCAUUGCUGGAGUCAUUGGUCAUCAUAAACCAUAAUUCAGUCUGAUAGGUGACACCAUCAAUACAGCAAGUAGAAUUUGUUCAACAGCUGAGCCUUGGGAUAUAGCCAUUUCUGAAUAAGCAUAUAGAUAGACUAACAAAUUUGAAUUGGUUUAUGUUUAGAGAGAUGUUGUGGCAAAGGGAAAGGGAAAAUUGAUUACCUAUGUAGUUAACACCAAGAGAGGAGGCAAGUAAAGAAAGCAAACAAUCAUGAUUCAAAGACCUCCCAAACAUCCCUUUAGAGAUCCAAAGGAAUAUUAUAAUCUUGAUCAACACAAUUCAAAUUUAAUAUCAGAUAAUGGAGCUGUUACUAAUAAGGAAGCACAACCCCUUAUAGCCAUGAUCGAGGAUCCAUAGCCAUUGAUUCUUAACAAAAAGCAAAAAAGUGAGAUUUACAAUUAUGUAACCAAAACAUCAAAGCAAAUAAGUAUUGAGAGUCCAAAUAAGUCAAAUCAAUAAUAAAUAGUGUUUUAAUAAUCUAUAGUUUAAUUUGCCUUAAAUUAAGGUGGAGGAUCCUCUAAAAAUUAUGCUUCCUAAUCCAUAGUUGGAGGCGUUUAAUCUUAAGGGUAUGAUGAUCGACACCAAAAACAUCAAGACCUAAUAUAAUUGUUAGAGAAGAAGACUAAGUGUGAGUUAAAUGUCUCUGAUUAUCAAUUAAAUAUGGAGUACCAUGUUGAGAAGGAUAAAAUAAGGGCUCUAUACAGUGUUGAUGAAGAUGCUCAAGGCUAAACCUUAUUAUUGACUCUAAAUCCAAAGAAAUUGUAUCUAGAUUUUAAUGAAGAUAUCACUGUAACACUGGAGUUUUAUGAGUUUCUAUCUUCAUUAUAUAGACCAUUUGCUAUUCAAUAUCUAUUGACAAUAGGGUCAUGUGUUUUAAUAAGUUCAGUGUCUUGUGUGAGCUUGAAUCGAUAGAUAUUCUUGGCCAAUCUAAUAACUGGAGUAUUUGUGGGUCUAGUACACUUAUUAUUGUGCACUCUAAUACAUAAGUACGAGUCCUUUUAUAAUGUGAUAUACUUCCAAAUUUUGGCAUAUAUGUUGCUGGGAAGUUACGCUCUGGAUUGUUUUUUAAUUACUGAUCAUUAUGAAAUUUAGAUAGCCAAAGGGAUCAUAUAUUGUUUAAGUGUUCUUCUUAAUAGAAUUCUUCGACAUCAACAUAAGUUAGUAUAUCUGGUUCUCUUCUUGGGAGUGACAAUUGCAGCCAUCGUGGUGAAUGAUUGGCCAUGGAGUAGAUUCUACUAUUGUGUCAUAAUAUCGAUAUUCGCCUUUUGUAUUCAAUUAUUCAUGUUUUUGAAGAAUGUCAACUCAUAUAAUGUCAACAAAUAAUUAAUCGAAAAGUCAAUCAAAUACUAAUUUUUAUUGAAUUAUUUAUUGCCUAAAAAUGUCCUUGAAGAGUUUUUCAGGCCAAAUGAGGAGAAACGAGUAUUAAGAGAAUAGGCAGACGAAGUAACCUUGCUAUUCGCUGAUAUUGCUGGUUUUACAGAGUAUUCAAGCAGUGUACAACCUGAAUAAGUAGUGAAUAUGUUGAGAAACCUAUUUACUGAAUUCGAUAAAAAUUGUCUUUUGCACAACGUCUUCAAACUCUACACAAUUGGAGACUGCUAUGUUGUGAUGGGCAUGGUGGAUUAUGGCAAAGGAAUCUAAAGAAAUCCAUCCCAAGAAGCAGUCAACGUUGUCAGAAUGGGUUUCGCGAUGAUCGAUGCAAUCAGAAGAGUCCGAGCCCACAUCAACCAUCCUACCUUAGACAUGAGAAUCGGAGUCCAUACUGGAUCCAUCAUUGGGGGUGUUCUAGGGACUGAGUUAGUGAGGUAUGAUAUCUAUGGACCUGAUGUUUUGAUUGCCAACAAGAUGGAAUCCAAGGGAGCCAAAGGGUUUGUCUAGGUGUCACAAGAGACAAAGGAUAUCAUUGAAAAGGAGUUCCCUGAUCUUUUCAGAUUCGAGUAUAAGCAAUCUAUUGAAUUUGAAUCUAUCGAGAGAAGCACGUCGGGUUACUUUGUUUAUUAAUGA